GGGAAAGGCCUGGGUCAGCAGGAGCAGGACAGCCGGACAGGCAGGCCGGACGGGGUACCAGCACCUCAACUUCUCUCUCAGGGACACUGUCCAAACUCCGGGGGCUACAGGCCAAGCUGUGCGAUGGGUGCUGAGGAGGAGGUGCAGGUCACAUUAGCAGGGGGAGCACCCUGGGGCUUCCGACUUCAGGGGGGGACCGAACAGAGGAAACCUUUACAGGUAUCUAAGAUCCGGAGACGGAGCCAGGCUGGCAGAGCAGGACUCCGGGAGAGGGACCAGCUCUUAGCGAUCAAUGGGGUUUCUUGCACCAACUUCUCCCAUGCCAGUGCCAUGACCCUCAUUGAUGCCUCGGGGCGUCAACUUGUCCUUACUGUGAGGAGGGUAGCAGAUGAAGGGUCUGUGAGAUCUCCAUCUCCAGGAGAGCUUCAGGUGCUGUCACCCUUAUCUCCAUUGAGUCCUGAGCCCCCUGGUGCUCCUAUUUCCCAGGCUCUUCAGCCUACAAGCCUUCGUUCACCCCCUGACAGUGAAGCUUACUAUGGAGAGACAGAUAGUGAUGUUGAUGGCCCUGCCACACAAGAGAAGCCACGCCGAACCCGCCGCCGAGGUCCUGCAAGGCCUUUCCUUCCAGGAGCCCCACCUGAUGAGGUGUACCUGUCUGACAGUCCUGCAGAACCAGCACCUGUUAAAACUGGCUCUCCCAGUCAGGGUGACAGCCGAGUAAGCUCCCCAUCUUGGGAGGAAGGGACGGCAGCCCUUCAGCCGCCACCAGCAGAGGCACUUCUGUUACCCCAUGGUCCACUCCGGCCUGGUCCUCAUCUCAUCCCUAUGGUGGGCCCUGUCCCCCACCCAGUGGCAGAAGAUCUCACUACCACCUACACCCAGAAGGCCAAGCAAGCCAAACUGCAACGCGCAGAAAGCCUCCAAGAGAAGAGCGUGAAGGAGGCCAAGACCAAAUGCCGGACCAUUGCAUCCUUGCUAACAGCAGCCCCCAACCCUCACUCCAAGGGGGUGCUUAUGUUUAAGAAGCGGCGGCAGAGAGCCAAGAAGUACACCCUAGUGAGUUUCGGGGCUGCCGCUGGGACGGGAACAGAGGAAGAGGACGGCAUCCCCCCAACGAGUGAGUCGGAGCUGGACGAGGAGGCCUUCUCAGACGCCCGAAGCCUUACUAAUCAAUCUGACUGGGACAGCCCUUAUCUAGACAUGGAGCUGGCUAGAGCUGGCUCAGGCACAGCAGAGAGUCAGAACUCUGGACUGGGAGGGCAGCUAAGUGAGGUCUCUGGGCGAGGGGUCCAGCUCUUUGAACAGCAGCGCCAGCGGGUAGCCUCCAGCUCCCAGGAGUUGGCUCCCGUGGGCCUAGCAACCAUGCUUAAUGGGCAGAGUCUGCAGUCCCCACCUCGAGCACAGAGUGCUCCCCCAGAGGCAGCUGUGCUCCCACUCAGCCCUUUGUCGGUCCCUGCAGCCAGCCCUACCCCCUUCUUCCCGGAUGGUGGAGCCCCCAGCCCUGCGCCAAGUAUCUUUAAUAGGUCAGCCAGACCUUUUACCCCAGGUUUACAAGGGCAAAGGUCAGGUACCACUUCAGUGAUUUUCCGGCCCUUAGCCCCUAAGAAGGUGAAUGAAGGCUUGGGGGGCACUAGCCCCAUCCUGCCCCCCUUCGCAGCCCCUCCACAGGGGCCCACCCCUCUACCCAGCUUCACCACAGUGGUGCCCAGCCACACGCCGCCGGUCUCCGGGGCUUCCAGCAGCACCCAACGCUCCUCCGGUCCCGUGACCGCUACCAGCUCCUUGUACAUCCCAGCCCCGAGUCGGCCCGUUACACCAGGAGGCGCCCCAGAGCCUCCCACUCCUCCUAGCGCUGCCGCCAUGACCUCCACCGCUUCCAUCUUCUUGUCCACUCCUCUGAGAAACUCUGCGCGCCCGGAGGCGCCGGUCCCCGCGGCUCCGGAGCCUGCCAGCGCUCGGGAGCAGCGCAUCUCUGUGCCAGCUGCCCGCACCGGCAUCCUGCAGGAGGCUAGGCGCCGGGGCACCCGCAAGCAGAUGUUCCGGCCUGGGAAGGAAGAGACGAAGAACUCGCCCAACCCGGAGCUGCUAUCGCUGGUGCAGAACCUGGAUGAAAAACCUCGGGCCGGCGGUGCCGAAUCUGGCCCGGAGGAGGACGCUUUAAGCCUCGGAGCCGAAGCCUGUAACUUCAUGCAGCCACUAGGGGGCAGGAGUUACAAGACCAUGUCUCAAGUGUCACCGAAAACCCCGCCUCCAAUGGCUCCCAAAACCCCACCCCCUACAACACCUAAGACUCCACCCCCUGUGGCUCCUAAACCAGGGUCUCGAGGGCUUCUUGAUGGGCUAGUGAAUGGAUCCACACCUAUGGUUGGAAUCCCCGAGCCUCCAAGGCUGCAGGGGAGGGGUGGGGAGCUAUUUGCCAAACGGCAGAGCCGUGCCGACAGGUACGUGGUGGAAGCUACACCAGGCUCUAGCUUUAAUCCAGGCCUUCGCCCUAGAAGUCCUUCUCCCACACCCUCACUGCCACCAUCCUGGAAAUACUCACCCAACAUCCGUGCCCCACCUCCUAUUGCUUACAACCCACUUCUCUCACCUUUUUUCCCCCAAGCUGCCCGAACUCUCCCUAAUAAGGCUCAAUCCCAGGGACCUCGGGCGACUCCUAAGCAGGGUAUCAAGGCCCUAGAUUUCAUGCGGCAUCAGCCAUACCAACUUAAAACUGCCAUGUUUUGUUUUGAUGAGGGUCCUUCAACUCCUGACCCCACUUCAGGGCCUCCCAAAACUGCCCGAGUCCAGGAGAUCCGCAGAUUUUCCACUCCGGCACCCCAGCCCACUGCAGAACCCUUGGCUCCCACUGUGCUUGCCCCCAGAGCGGCUACCACAUUGGACGAACCCAUUUGGAGGGCAGAGCUGGCCUCAUCCCCUGUCCCUAACCCAGACCAUCAAGAGUCACUCAGGAGCUUUGCUGCCACUCCCAGUUCCUGUGGUUUCCAAGUAGCCAGGCCCCGGUUCUCAGCCACCAGAACAGGGUUGCAGGCCCAUGUCUGGAGGCCUGGGGCAGGGCACCAGUGAGCAGGCCAUAGGUCCCAGGACCAAGUAAUGGAACUUAGAUUCCCAGAAGUUUCUCGUGCUUUGUCCUACUGGCUUUCUCCCCACAUCUGAGGUUGAUUGCCUCUUGCCAGAGAUAGUGUUUCCCCUCAGCUUCCUCAACCCCCUGCUGGGGCUUUUAAGUCCCUUAUCUCUGCUUUGGAAUUUUCUCUAUAUUUCCUUGCCUGUCUUGAUUCUCCACCCAGAGUCUCAGUGGGUCUCUGUUUUUGUUUUACAUUUGUGUUUCUCUGUGGGCAGCACUUUAGUGUCAGCUAAAAAGCAUACUGUAAAAGUGACCAGUGAGAUCUUAGGCAAAAUGCUCACUCACUAUAAGGCAAGCAACUAAGGAGUUGAAUUGUGUGUGUCCCGAGCCCCUUGGUCCUCCAUACUCUUCACUCUGCUUUCCCUAGGUUAGUUGGCAUAUGCCUAGGGGUGUGUGUGUGUGUGUGUGUGUGUGUGUGUGUGUGUGUGUGUGUGCGCGCGCGCGCGCGCGGGCACGAGUGCUUUCACAAAUGUGUGUGGUUAGGAUCUGCUCUAGAAAGACAUCAAAUACAUAUACAUGUGUGCUUCUCUUGAGGCAAAGGUAAGAGGGGAGGUUUUUUCCUCCUACUGGAAGAGUCAGAUAGCUUCAUAAAGACCUAUGGGGGACAAGAACUACUGCAGAAAGACUCCUGAGAGAGGAGUAUCUGUGGCAUGUAGAGAUAUGUGCACAGCAUCUUGUGAAAUUAAUGAGUGACAAGACUGGGAGGCAGGAACAAUUUUCAUGGGCCUGAGUUAUACAAGCUAGACGUGGAAUAAAACUAAGAAUUCUAUUUCCUUGAAGUUAGCAACCAGGGCCCUGUGCUGAGCACACCAGAAUCCAGAAAGUAGAAAAGAAAAUUUCUUCUGAACCGCUUAAUGAGUGUAAGACAGAAAGGAUGGUGAAGAGAGCCAGAGUGGAUGGAGAGAGCGAGGCAAAAACCAGGAACAAGGCUGGAAUGAGAGAAAGUGACCAAAGGGAGAGGAAAGUUGGCCAACAAGAAACCAACUAUGUGUGUGUGUGUGUGGGGGGGAGGUCUGGGAGAAGUUCUGAGUUCAGGAGAAGAAUGCAUUUGUUAUAGCAAAGGUGUGAGGAUGUUCAGUGGCUGUAUUACCUCCCGUGAAGCUGACCUUCCACCCUUCUGGAGCUUAUCCUGAUGACCAGGGAAACACUGAGCCCAGCCUCCUUUGUGUCCCACCCUACCCGUAGAAGCCCAGCUCUUUGCAGCGUCAGACCCUCAUGUCUGAUCCCAGAAGGGAAGGACUCUCCUUCCGUGAAGACCACCACCAGCCAUGGUUGCUGUUUGACCUGGAAACCAACUUUUUCCUUUGCAAUAUUGGGUGUCACAAUUCUUUGGUUUGUACACAAGAAUAAACGUAUGCCCACAACCGUC
Molecule: messenger RNA, 4493 nt
Organism: Mastomys coucha (southern multimammate mouse)
Lineage: Eukaryota; Metazoa; Chordata; Mammalia; Rodentia; Muridae
Gene: Synpo2l
Product: synaptopodin 2 like
Exons: 4
Coding region: 124-3066 (980 amino acids)
Biological process (GO): positive regulation of actin filament bundle assembly
Cellular component (GO): actin cytoskeleton; nucleus; Z disc
Molecular function (GO): actin binding
Source: RefSeq, a predicted model, not a curated record